Messenger RNA from Babesia ovata, 477 nucleotides. Its product is annotated as cd8+ t cell target antigen tp2, putative. Lineage: Eukaryota; Apicomplexa; Aconoidasida; Piroplasmida; Babesiidae. The transcript has a single exon. Bases 1 to 477 code for a protein of 158 amino acids. The record is from RefSeq and is a predicted model, not a curated record.
AUGGUUUGCCGCAGGAUUUUGGCCUACGUUUUCUGCGCCGUCGCGGCAUUCUCUGCCGCGAUUCGCGCCGAAGCCGCGUGCACUGAGGAUGACGUGCAGGCCCUUGGUUUCAGCGCCGAGAAUGUAACGGAGGAUUCGCUCAAGAGGGGCAAGGAUGUUGCUGGACUGCUUCGUAAGCUGAUGAUGAACAACCUUACCAAGACCUCCCCCAAGGACACGGGCGUGCUUACCAACAAGUUCAUCAAAGCGUUGGCUAAGGCCGGCUACGCGGACGUUCCGGCUGGAUGCCUGGCGUGCUUUGUUCAGUCCGCACAGUGCGUAAUGAAGGAGUGCAAGGCUGCGUGCAUUGGCGGUGACCACACCCCUGCCUGCGUCAGCUGCUUCAUGGAACACUGCGCUGACGACCUUCACUCCUGCGUCGGCCACGUUACCAUCAACAUUGGCGACCAGAAGAAUGCCUCCAAGGGUGGCAAGUAA